This is a messenger RNA of Ipomoea nil (Japanese morning glory), 1964 nucleotides long. Its product is annotated as dol-P-Man:Man(6)GlcNAc(2)-PP-Dol alpha-1,2-mannosyltransferase. Gene Ontology annotation, molecular function: alpha-1,2-mannosyltransferase activity. Gene Ontology annotation, biological process: protein N-linked glycosylation. NCBI's taxonomy places the organism in Eukaryota, Viridiplantae, Streptophyta, Magnoliopsida, Solanales, Convolvulaceae. Bases 67 to 1785 code for a protein of 572 amino acids. The transcript has 10 exons. Gene Ontology annotation, cellular component: endoplasmic reticulum membrane. The record is from RefSeq and is a predicted model, not a curated record.
GCUUACUUUAACUUUUUAAACCACUAUCGGAAAACCGGUUGCCAACACUUCUAGAAGCACACUGAAAUGGCGAUGGCGACACGGCAGAGACGGCCGCCGAUGCCGUCGGAUCAGUCGGAGUCCAAGCCGUAUUCGAAGCUGAACAAGCCAGAGAAACCGGACGGGAAGGAUAAGGGAGAGGACAGGGGGAUUGGGUGGUUUGUGCCGUUGGUAUGCCUAGGGAUGCUGAGGUACAUGAGCGCUACAACCAACAUAAUACACGACUGCGACGAGACUUUCAAUUACUGGGAGCCUCUUCACUAUCUACUCUACAAGUCUGGCUUCCAGACUUGGGAAUACAGUUCACAGUUUGCUCUGAGGUCGUAUUUGUAUAUUAUUUUUCACAACAUAGUCGGUUUACCUGCAUCCUGGUGGUUUGGUGAAGAAAAAGUAAGAGUAUUUUAUUCAAUAAGAAUUUUUCUUGGCCUUCUAUCUGUCAUCACCGAGUCUGCUCUUGUGGUCGCCCUUUCCUUGAAGUAUGGAAAACGCCUGGCUUCAUAUACAUUAGCCAUGCUAUGCCUAACCAGUGGCUGCUUCUUUGCAAGCACAAGUUUCCUUCCUAGUUCGUUCUCUAUGUAUGGCAUGUCUCUUUCAUCAGCAUUAUUUCUUUUUGAGAAGCCUGCUAUGGCUGUAGCUGUUGCAGCAACUGGAGUUAUUCUUGGUUGGCCCUUUUCAGUAUUAGCAUUUCUUCCAAUCACAAUAUACUCAUUGAUUAGAAGGUUCCGACCAGUAUUCCUCACAGGGGCUGUCACUUCUAUCGUUGUUAUGGCACUCUCAAUACUUGUUGACCAUUUUUACUACAAAAAGUGGACGUCAUCUGUUGUGAAUUUAUUGUGGUACAAUGUCCUAGGAGGCGGUGAAAGUCACCUCUAUGGCACUGAAGGGCCAUUAUUUUAUCUGAGAAAUGGUUUCAAUAAUUUCAACUUCUGCUUUGUACUCGCUCUGCUAUUCGUUGGCAUAUUACCCUUUGCUAAAAAGAAGUAUGCCCCUGAUUUGUUGGUUGUCAUUUCACCUGUAUAUAUCUGGCUUGCUUUUAUGUCAUUACAGCCACACAAAGAAGAAAGGUUCGUAUAUCCAGUUUAUCCACUUAUUUGUGUUGCUGCUUCAGCUGUGAUUGAGAGCUUUCCUGACAUAUUCCAUGAUAAGUAUAAUCCUAAUGACCCAAAUGUGCUUGUUAUGAUAGCAAAAUUUCUUAGACCUGUGGCUCUUGGCUUUAUUUUAUGUGCCUCCCACGCUAGGACAUUCUCUCUGAUUAAUGGUUAUUCUGCUCCGUUAGAGAUUUACAAACAUUUGAGUUAUCAUGAUGAUGUUGGAACAGGCGCUACCCUCUGUGUUGGGAGUGAGUGGCAUCGUUUCCCAUCAUCCUUCUUGGUUCCUAGUUAUGUGGAUAAUGUUCGAUGGUUGGAUGAUGGAUUCAGGGGUCUCCUGCCAUUCCCGUUUAAUUCUAGUUUGGGCGGGACUUCAGCAGCACCAUCUUAUUUCAACAAUAAGAACAAGGCAUCAGACAAGCAAUAUCUCGCCAAUCCAGAAGAGUGUACUUUCCUCGUAGAGCUACAGUUAAAACGGCCUUUUAUGACUCGAGGAAGUGAUCAUUCAAAAUGGGAGGUUGUAGCGGCAUUACCUUAUUUGGAUAGGGAACUGUCGCCUCCCUUAGACCGGUCAUUCUUCAUUCCAUAUCGUUGGCAGCAGCUGAACGUCUUUGGCCUAUACAAGUUACUCAGAAGAACAGAAAAUGAAAGUAGAUGAACACGCAGGACCAUUUUGACAGAGACUGAGGCAAGCUAAUCGUCAGUGACCAUAUUUUGCUUAUCUUUACCUAAUUCAGCUGAUUUUGUAUUGCAAAGUUAUUAGGUGCAUCUUUUGUUGUGUUAUUGCUGAUUAAGUUUUGAAUUGUGAUCAACAGAUAUUUAUGUAUCAAUGGAUUA